AGGACAAAUCCCCUCAGCAGAACCUCGUGGAAGAGGCUGUUUUGAGCGGCCCCAUGGUACAGGAAUGCAACGGGGAGGAAAAGGCACAGAGAUCCCGCCCGAGGAGGGGCUCCAAACCCAUGCCAGGGUGCUCCGAGGAGGAAGGACCCACCCUGUGCCAGGAAGGCAGCCAGAGAUGUGGCCAGAGCUCUGAGCUGGUGGUGCAUGAACAGCUUCACAAUGGCAAGAAGCUGCACCAGUGCUCGGAAUGUUGGAAGAGUUUCUACACAAACUCUGGCCUGCUCCGGCACCAGAAGAUCCACACUGGGGAACGGCGCUACGAGUGUGGGAAAUGUGGGAAGCGCUUCAGAGACACCUCUGGCCUGAUGAUCCACCAGAGAGUCCACACUGGGGAACGGCCCUAUGAGUGUGGGGAGUGUGGGAAGAGCUUCACUCAAAGCUCCCACCUGAUGAUCCACCAGAGGAACCACACUGGGGAACGUCCCUACGAGUGUGGGGAAUGUGGGAAGAGCUUCACUACCAGCACUAGCCUGAUCAUCCACCACAGGAGCCACACUGGGGAACGGCCCUAUGAGUGUGGGGAGUGUGGGAAGAGCUUUGCAUGCUGCACCAGCCUGAUCCGCCACAAGAGGAUCCACACUGGGGAACGGCCCUAUGAGUGUGUGGAGUGUGGGAAGGGCUUCACUAGGAGCUCCUCCCUGAUCGUCCACCAGAGGGUUCACACUGGGGAACGGCCCUAUGAGUGUGGGGAGUGUGGGAAGAGCUUCGCUGUCCGGUCCAGCCUGAUUGUCCACCGGCAGAUGCACAGCGGAGAGAGGCCUUAACAGCGUUUUGAGUGUGGGAAGAGCUUCUCCCAGAGCUGUGCCGUGGCCCAAGAGCAAUGGAGGCAGCAGGAAGGGAAGCCCUACAAGUGCCCCGCGUGCGGGAAGAGCUUUGUGCGCUGCUCCAACUCCAU
Molecule: messenger RNA, 955 nt
Organism: Prinia subflava (tawny-flanked prinia)
Lineage: Eukaryota; Metazoa; Chordata; Aves; Passeriformes; Cisticolidae
Product: zinc finger protein 239-like
Exons: 1
Coding region: 54-824 (256 amino acids)
Biological process (GO): regulation of transcription by RNA polymerase II
Molecular function (GO): DNA-binding transcription factor activity, RNA polymerase II-specific; RNA polymerase II cis-regulatory region sequence-specific DNA binding
Source: RefSeq, a predicted model, not a curated record